This is a messenger RNA of Salarias fasciatus (jewelled blenny), 3722 nucleotides long. It is a transcript of the gene nt5dc1, whose product is annotated as 5'-nucleotidase domain containing 1. Gene Ontology annotation, molecular function: 5'-nucleotidase activity. Lineage: Eukaryota; Metazoa; Chordata; Actinopteri; Blenniiformes; Blenniidae. The coding region runs from base 214 to 1593 and encodes 459 amino acids. The transcript is spliced from 12 exons. The record is from RefSeq and is a predicted model, not a curated record.
CCGCCGCCGCUCCGCCGCCGCUCCCGGAGCUCCGCGUCCAGCCCCGCUCGGUGAGCAGAGGGAAGCAGCGGAGCCGCGGUCCUGCUCGGAUCCUCCUCCCCCGGCCCUCCCCCGGUGCCCUCCGGUCCUCCUCCGGCCGUCGCGCAGUGACAUUGAACCGGGAGCGCGGCGCUCCGGAGCGCGUGCCCGCACUGCCUGCCCGCUCCCGCCACCAUGAGCGACUACUUCAGCCUGUCCGACUGCGACGUGAUCGGCUUCGACCUGGACCACACGCUGUGCCGCUACCAUCUGAAGGAGACGUGCAGGCUCAUCUAUGAGAGCUUCGCCCGCUACCUGGUGGAGCACCGAGGCUACGACCGCGACCUGCUGAGCCUGACGCCCGCCACCUGGGACUUCUGCUUCAAGGGGCUGGUGGUGGACCUGGAGGACGGGAACCUGGUGAAGCUGGCCGAGGACGGGACCGUCUUACGAGCCACUCACGGAACCCACGACCUGAGCACAGAGGACAUCCUGAAGCACUACGGCCCCAAGAGGGAGUGGAAGCACUUCACCAGCCUGAACACCUCCUUCACCAGAUCCGCAAAGUACUACUACUACGACAACUACUUCGACCUGCCGGGCGCGCUGCUGUGUGGACGGGUGGUGGACAUGCUGCACAAGCGAGGAAAUGAGGUGAACUCUGACUUCUGGAAGGACAUGCUGGCUGCCAUCGACCACAACUACAACACGUCAGCGUUCAGAGACGACACCGGGACGUACUUCCCCAGCGUGAAGCAGAACCCGGGCCGGUUCCUGCAGCCCUGCUCCGACUCGGUGAAGACGUGGCUGCGCAGCAUGAAGACGGCCGGGAAGGUGCUGUUGCUCAUCACCAGCUCCCACAGCGACUACUGCCGGCUGGUCUGCCAGCACAUCCUGGGGAAGGACUUCGAGGAGCUGUUUGACGUGAUCAUCACCAACGCCCUGAAGCCGGGCUUCUUCUCCCUGGUGCCCCAGCAGAGGCCCUUCAGGACUCUGGUGAACGACGUGGAGGAGAGCGAGGGGCUGCCGUCGCUGGACAAGCCGGGCUGGUACUCCCAGGGGAACUGGCCUCACCUCCACGAGCUGCUGAGAGCCAUGACGGGCAAGCCGGAGCCCAAGGUGGUGUACUUCGGGGACAGCAUGCGGUCGGACAUGUUCCCGGCCAGCAGCUUUGGGAAGUGGGAGACGGUGAUGAUCGUGGAGGAGAUGGAGGGCGAAGGCGUUCCCCGGAGCGACGCCGCCGUGUCCAGCCAGGCCCAGGCGGAGCCGCUGGAGAAGAAGGGAAAGUUUGAGGAGCAGGGCAUGAAGGCGCCGUCGGCGGCCUCCGAGCAGUGGGGCUCGUACUUCGUGGACGUGCACAGAGGGGGCGGGGGGGACGAGGACAGCCAGAAGCUGACCUGGUGCUGCCACUGCAUCCACAAGUACAGCACCAUGGCCAUCCCCAGUGUGGAGCACAUAGCAGAUCUGCCUCUGGACUUUAAGUUCCCCAGGUUCUCCCCGGACAAGCCCUGCACCAGCGGCUACUACCCCCGGCCCCCCGACUCGCUGCUGAAGAGGAGCCAGAGUCAGCCGUGAAGCCCCGUCCGGGACCAGACCAUAGGCCUCUGCCUCCGGAGAGGAGCCUGCCUCCAUCGGUCCUCCAGUUCCUCACCGAACCCCCGUCACCUCAGAACCCCCCCAGACCCCCCGUCACCUCAGAGCCCCCCCAGAGCCCCCCCAGACCCCCGUCACCUCAGACCCCGUCACCUCAGAGCCCCCCAGACCCCCCUUCACCUCAGAGCCCCCCAGACCCCCCUUCACCUCAGACCCCUCCAGACCCCCCUUCACCUCAGACCCCCCCCAGCCCUUGUGAAUGUAAGCCACAGUGUCCCGUGCUAGCGCCCCCGUGUGGACGUCGUCUCGUGGUUUAGUGUUAACGUAACGUACACGUUGGAAAUAAGACUAAAACUGGGUGUGUGUCUGCAUACUGUGAAAUUAGACCAUGUAGUGUUGUGUGUGUGUGUGUGUGUGUGUGUGUGUGUGUGUGUGUGUGUGUGUGUGUGUGUGUGAGGCCCUUCCUCUUUUUUCAUGAUAGUUGAGUUAGAAAUCUUCAAAUCUUCAAGUGAACAUUUUAGCAUUUGUUGAGCCGUUGAAGUGAUGAAUUACCUCAAGGACGGAAUCGAACCAGGAGUCCCCGUCCGUGGUCUGGAGUCAUUGUGUCAGUAGUUCUGUAAAACACUCUUGUCGUGCUCCUCUUCUGCUCUUUUUACUGAGACUCGAGCUCUCUGAGGAGCUGGCACUGUAACCCUGUGUGUCGGCUGUUUUCAGUGAGGAUGAUGAUGAUGGAGGAAGACGACGGUGCCAUGUCAGUGUUGCUUUGUGGCAGUGUGCUCGUUGAGCUCGUUGAGCUCGUUGAGCUCGUUAGUGGUUGUGUUAUGGAGGAAGGAGCUGGCUUCUUGUUUUGGAUGCACUCUGAGACGUGGAGAUGUGCUUUAACCGACUCCUGAAUGGUUGUUCUGGUUCAGGAAGUCUGGGAACCGUUCCGGGCUUCACUGACCGCUGGUCUGGGGUUAAGGUCUCAGUCCGGGAGGGCCGUGUAGCCUAGCUUAGCAUGGGCCUGAAGGGGGGGAGCCAGGCUCAUAUCGGCCCAGAGCCUGAGAGAAGCGUGGAGGACAGAUGUCCGGCAGAUGUGGGACACGUCCAGACCGUCCAGUCAGGACACAGAUGGCCCAGGCUCACGCUGCUGGCCUGACUGGACACACGGCUCUGGAAGGAGGGUCCAGGAUGGCUAAGCGCUGGUCCUGGAGGGCCCUGGUCCUGGAGGGCCCUGGUCCUAGAGGGCCCUGGUCCUGGAGGGCCCUGGUCCUGGAGGGCCCUGGUCCUAGAGGGCCCUGGUCCUGGAGGGCCCUGGUCCUGGAGGGCCCUGGUCCUAGAGGGCCCUGGUCCUGGAGGGCCCUGGUCCUGGAGGGCCCUGGUCCUAGAGGGCCCUGGUCUGGAGGGUUUAGCGUUCUUCACUGCGUUGAGCGGUGUUGGACCAGAGGGGCCAUUGAGGCACAAACCCUCCAGGACCAGAACCAAACACAGUAGUUUUAUUUGUCUAAUCAUUUUUCAAGCAGGUCUCUGGUCUGCUAGAAGCUGUCAGAAACGCCCCCUUGAGUCCAGGACCAGGGCCCUCCAGCCUGGAGGCUGGACCGCUAACAGACGGGGUCCCUCAGCGCCUGUCAGAAUAUCGAUGGUCAAACCAGCUGCAGGGAUCUUUGUGGUUUUUUUCUCACAUCUAAUCCGUUGAUAGACAUAUUGACCAUCUGUCAAGUCCAAGAGGUCUUGAAUCAGGUUUUCUUUUUCCAGACUCAUGGAUCUUUACCUUGAGAAGGUCGGAGGUCUUGUUCUGGUUUCUGUUCCAGUCUGGACCCAUUCAUCCAGUCCCAGCAGCAGUGCUACACCUCUAAAGCUCAUCAUUGUUGAUCUCGUGCUAAGCUAAGCUAAGCUAAACUUCCCGGACGGUCACACUGGCCGUCCAGACGCAGUUCUGGGUGCUGUGUGUGGAUACAGCUGUACAGCUGCACUGAUUGUACUCUUCUUCUGUUGUCUCCCACCCAGAACACCUGACAGGCUCACCUGCCUUCGGCUGGGUUCAUUUGUGGUUUGAAGCUCUGAAAAAAAAAAAAAAAUACACAGUGACAAGUUGAAUUCUGUGUUCAAGUGUUGAAGUACUUUUAAUGAAA